AUGGAUAUUUUUUCUCUUCUAUUUGAGGCUUUGGAUAUUUUUUCUCUUUUAUUUGAGGCUUUGGAUAUUUUUUCAUCUUGCAGUUUUUUUUUUUCUUUCAUUGUUUGGAUAUUUUUCUUUAAUUUCGGAUAUUUUUUUCUAUUUUUUUUGAUUAUUUAUUUUCUCUUGAAUUUGGAUAUUUUCUUUUUUUUUUUUUUCCUUGUUUUCUAUAUUUUCUCUCUUCAUUGCUUUGGAUAUUUUUUUCUUUUUUGCAUUUGUUUUUCUAUAUUUUUUCUCUUCAUUGAAGCUUUGGAUAUUUUCUUUCUUUUUCAUUGUUUGGAUAUUUUUCUCUUCUAUUUAUUUGGAUUUCUUUCUUUUUUUUUUGGAUAUUUUUCUCUCUUCAUUGCUUUUGAUAUUUUUUUCUUUUUUUUUUUCAUUGUUUUGGAUAUUUUUCUCUUGCAUUGCUUUGAUAUUUAUUCUUUCUUUUUUUUUUUCUUUCAUUUUGAGGUUUUGAUAUUUUUUUUCUUUUUUUUUUUUCAUUUGAUAUUUUUUAUUUUCUCUCUUCAGGCUUUUGAUAUUUUUUCUUUUUUAUUUUUCUUUAUUUUUUCAUUACUUUGGAUAUUUUUCUUUCUUUUUUCUUUUUAUUUGAUUGUUUUCUAUAUUUUUCUCUUUGAAUUUCUUGGAUAUUUUGAUAUUUUUUUUUUCUUUGUUUUGGAUAUUUUUCUUCAUUGGAUGCUGAUUUUUUUUCUUUUUUUUGAGGUUUUGGAUAUUUUUUCUCUUCUAUUUGAGGCUUUGGAUAUUUUUUCUUUUUGA
Messenger RNA from Acanthosepion pharaonis, 792 nucleotides. The record is from the annotation of a GenBank genome assembly. Lineage: Eukaryota; Metazoa; Mollusca; Cephalopoda; Sepiida; Sepiidae.